AUGAAAUACAAUAAGCAGCAUUUAAUAGAUUUAACAAAAGAUUUAUCAAUAAAAUUAUAUUACGCAAGAGGCUUAAAUAUUGCCUUCUUUAAUGAAGGAAUAAAAACAGCCAGAAAAGUUAUCAAAGAAAUAACAAAUUUAGAAAUUUUAGCAGGAAUAGAAGUUUCCACCAUAGAACCAACUACUUUGGUUUUAAAUUAUUUAUUAGUCAACAAUAAUAUAGUCAACGAAGAUCAACAAGAAUAUCAAGAACAACAAGAAUAUCAAGAACAACAAGAAGAAGAUCAAGAACAACAAGAAGGUAAAGAACAAGAAGAAGAUCAAGAACAAGAAGAAGAUCAAGAACAAGAAGAUGAUCAAGAACAAGAAGAUGAUGAACCAAUUUACGCUACCCCAUCUCCACAACAACAAGAACAAAACCAAGUUCAAGAAGAUGAAUCAUCAGAUGGUGAUAAUGAUGACAAUGAUUAUAAUUGGAGAUGCUACCAAACUCCAAUUACCCCACCUCCAUCACCACCAAGAUCAGAUCAAAGCGAACAAGAUCAAAAUGAGGUCCAAGAACAAGAAUUAGUCCUUAAUAAUCAAGAACAAAAUCAAGAACAAGUUAAUCAAGAACAAGAAGAAAUCCAAAUUAAUCAAGAACAAUCCAAUCACCAUGAGGAAGAACAAAAUGGACAAUUCAAUAAUGAAAAUCAAGAAACCGAAGAAAAUCAACAAUUAUCUCAUCAUAAUCAAAAUGAAGAACAAGAUGCAGAAAGAUCCAACCAAAAUGUACCAUUUUCACAAAUUUCAGAACAAUCAAUGGAUGAAGAAGAAAUCAUUUUUGGAUUUAUUUAUUUAAUAAUAAUAAUAAUAAUAAUAAAAAUAAUAAUAAAUAAUAAUCAAUAA
Messenger RNA from Dictyostelium purpureum, 888 nucleotides. RefSeq lists its product as uncharacterized. The record is from RefSeq and is a predicted model, not a curated record. Lineage: Eukaryota; Evosea; Eumycetozoa; Dictyosteliales; Dictyosteliaceae. The transcript has a single exon. The coding region runs from base 1 to 888 and encodes 295 amino acids.